AUGGCUGACUUACCUGCCUGUAGAGUUGAUUAUGCACCAGUGUUCAGUCAUUGUGGAGUUGAUUUUGCCGGACCUUCCAUUACUAAACCCUCAGUUGGACGUUCAAGAAUUGUGUACAAAACAUAUUUAUCUCUCUUUAUCUGCCUGACCACCAAGGCUGUACACCUAGAAAUAGUGAUUGACUUAUCAGCAGAUACCUUCAUCGCCACACUGAAACGUUUUGUUGCCAGGCGAGGCUAUCCAACUAAAAUGAAUAGUGAUAAUGGUACAAAUUUUACUAGUACACAUUAUAAACUACAUGGGGUGUAUAAACUGUUGUGCUCUCAACAAUUGAACUCAGCCCUGAACACUUUCUGUUUGCCCAGAGAGAUAGACUGGCACUUUAUCCCACCAGCCUCACCCCAUUUUGGUGGUAUUUGGGAAGCUAAUAUCAAAUCUUGUAAACGCAUACUCCAACGCAUAACUCUUAAUAGUGUCUUUGUAUGUGAAGAAUUAUACACACUAUUUUGUCAAGUCGAAGAGCAACUUAACUCUCGACCACUUUGCCCCGCCAGUAUGGAAGCCACUGAUUACUCAGCACUGACUCCCGGGCAUUUCUUGUUAGGUAAAGCUCCUAUUUCACUACCUGAAGUCAACAUUCCUGAGCCAACACCUACCGAUCGACUCACCAGGUGGAAUAGAAUACAGAAACUACAGCAGUCCUUUUGGAAACAAUGGUCUCAAGAUUAUCUGGCUACACUACAACAACGUUCUAAAUGGACAACUUCCCAGCCUAACCUUCAAGUCAACUAUCUGUCCUCCUCGAGAAAGAAAAUAUGGCUCCCACUCAGUGGCCCCUAG
Molecule: messenger RNA, 840 nt
Organism: Myzus persicae (green peach aphid)
Lineage: Eukaryota; Metazoa; Arthropoda; Insecta; Hemiptera; Aphididae
Exons: 1
Coding region: 1-840 (279 amino acids)
Biological process (GO): DNA integration
Molecular function (GO): nucleic acid binding
Source: RefSeq, a predicted model, not a curated record